UGACGACGACAGUUUGACAAGGAGUUCUAGAAGCAAACUUCUAUCCGAACGAAGCAGACUACACCUGGAAACACAGAGCUUGUCUAUAAAACGAAAAAGGUUUCAGCUCGACGUGCCACUAUAUAUAUAUAUAUCAAGAUCAGGAUGCGAAACAUGCAAGUUUUGGUCCAGACGCGCGACGGCAAGAAGACCGUCUACGAGGUGGAUAGCUUAGGAACGGUGGCCAGCCUGAAGGCACGGAUCGGGCGAGCCAUGUCCGUGCCCAUGGGCUUCAGUCGGCUGUCCUACAAGGGUCGCGAGCUGUCCAAUCAGAGCAUACUGGAGGAUUUGGGGCCCUGUAAGUCCGCCCUGGAUCUCACCUGGAAGCCGGUCGUCGUGGCGCAUAAGCAGGGCGACAAGUUCGACAUGAUGGACGAUUGGAAAAUUAUGUUUACAUUGAUCGGCGGUUACCAGCUACGCCAAGAACACCCUGGUGGCAUAGUCAAUCCACCGGACGGCGUCAGUCAACGAAACGCAGAUGACAGUGAUGAACCGGAGGCCCAAGACUUGACUGGACUCGAUGUGUCCUCAACUGAAACCGAUGAUUUACCGGUCAACGGACAGACGGAGCUGGAGCUGGAGGAUUGCUCCAUUGGAUCUCGUGGAUUCUCUGGAUGUCCAGAUGAAGGACACGAAGAACGACAAUGAGAAGUAGACUGUUAUAAAUUAUUUUGAAUUCCAAAGCUUUGGUCCUCAAUUCAUUUCAAAAUUCCUUGAAACCAAACGCUUUUCAAUUUUCGAUUUUGUUCGUUAAAUAAUAAACUUUUAGUCGAUUUUAUCUAUGAUGGAAUCUUACA
Molecule: messenger RNA, 836 nt
Organism: Drosophila simulans
Lineage: Eukaryota; Metazoa; Arthropoda; Insecta; Diptera; Drosophilidae
Molecular function (GO): protein binding
Source: RefSeq, a predicted model, not a curated record